Messenger RNA from Notolabrus celidotus (New Zealand spotty), 471 nucleotides. RefSeq names its product late histone H2A.2.2-like. The transcript has a single exon. Gene Ontology annotation, molecular function: DNA binding; protein heterodimerization activity; structural constituent of chromatin. Lineage: Eukaryota; Metazoa; Chordata; Actinopteri; Labriformes; Labridae. Gene Ontology annotation, cellular component: nucleosome. The record is from RefSeq and is a predicted model, not a curated record. The coding region runs from base 37 to 426 and encodes 129 amino acids.
UCUCAACUCACAGGAAGAGCAGGAUACUGAUUAAAGAUGUCUGGCCGUGGGAAAAAAGCUGCACCCAAACCCAAAUCUUCAGUGACCCGGUCCUCCAGGGCUGAGAUCACAUUCAGGAAAGGCCGCUAUGCAGCGAGGGUUGGUAACUGCUCUGCAGUCUACCUGGCCGCUGUCCUGGAAUAUCUCUGCGCUGAAAUCCUGGAACUGGCUGGAAAUGCCAGCCGUGACAACAAGAAGAUGUGCAUCGCUCCUCGCCACUUCCUGCUGGCAGUGAAGAACGAUGAAGAGCUGAACAAACUGCUGGCAGGGGUCACGAUCUCAGAGGGCGGUGUCAUCCCAAACAUCCAGGCUGCCCUUCUCACCAAAAAGACCAAAGGGCCCAAGGAUGAUGUUCCAGCCAAAGAUGUUGAGUCUCAAGACUUUUAAAUGCUAAUCUACUAACUUUGCAAAUUUGAAUAAAGUGUUAUAUUU